GGGAUACAGCAGCUUAAGUCAAAAGAUAAUCUUGGAUACUGCCUACGAAAUACAUAAGUGAUCCUGAAUCUGCUCGAUAUCUACGCUUGCACUCGCAGAAGUCCGUUUCCAGACUGUCCAGCCCGCUCGCUCGUUCUCCAUAAACAAUAUUCGAAUCAUCACCAGGGUCGAUACAUUAUCGAUAGUUCAUGCCCCGCGCCGACGGGCUCCCGCGGGGUCCCGAACAGACCUUCCACCGCUGAAGAUUGUUCGAAAGAUCAUCCUCCUGCAGACUGCCUACUAUGUCUCCGCUACAGCCUUGAUUCUGUUCACAACUUUGGUCUACGGGACGGGGUUCUCUCUCGAUUUAGUUUUCAGCUGGGAUGCCUUAAGGGGGACACAACAAUAGGGUGGAUGCUGGGAUUAGUAUGGAUGUUGAACAGUUUACUUGGCGUGAUAUUCCUACUCCUCCUCGUGUCCCGCUCAAAGCUCAUCCCUGACUUCGCCUUGACAAUCCACUUCCUCCAUCUCAUCGCGACGUCGUUCUACACCCGCUCAAUACCCCGCAACUUGCUCUGGUGGGGUCUUCAAUGCGCCAGCGCAGCUCUGAUGACCUCUCUGGGUAUCUGGGCCUGCCAGUGGCGGGAACUCAGACCUAUCACGUUCGGGAUAGCAGGCGGUAGGGGCACGGCGCAGUCGUCUUCUAGUCCAUCCCAACCACAGACUGACGAUGUUGAAAACGAACCGUUCUUGCCAUCACGCGGACGCGGCCGAGGGCGGAACCUGGGUGAGGGGAGUGGCGAGUACGAACUCACGGAGAUGAAAGGUGAGCAGGCUGCAUAAUGCUCUUGUGGACUUGGACGACACUUUCGCCCUGAAUUCUUCAUUUUAUCAUUAAUUUUGGCGAUCCGGAUACGGCGCUACGUCGCAUCGUACCAUCAUCAUUGUGUAUACCCUAGCUGGUUGGAUUUGUAUAGAUGGCGUUGAAGUGGACGGUGCAUUAAUGUGCAAUGCUUGUGGAUGAGGAUAUAUUGCAGGAGACUGUAGCACCAUCAUGAUAUGUGCAGGCACAUUUUAGUUACAUUCUAAUAAGAUUGGACUCUCUUGCCGAUCUUAAUGGGGAUUGCACUUGGGCGGAGGGCG
Aspergillus novofumigatus IBT 16806 is the source of this 1122-nucleotide messenger RNA. RefSeq lists its product as uncharacterized. Gene Ontology annotation, cellular component: trans-Golgi network; Golgi membrane. The transcript has 2 exons. Lineage: Eukaryota; Fungi; Ascomycota; Eurotiomycetes; Eurotiales; Aspergillaceae. Bases 394 to 822 code for a protein of 142 amino acids. Gene Ontology annotation, biological process: Golgi to plasma membrane protein transport; protein localization to Golgi apparatus; Golgi to endosome transport. The record is from RefSeq and is a predicted model, not a curated record.